Molecule: messenger RNA, 2082 nt
Organism: Plasmodium vivax (malaria parasite P. vivax)
Lineage: Eukaryota; Apicomplexa; Aconoidasida; Haemosporida; Plasmodiidae
Product: Met-10+ domain containing protein
Exons: 2
Coding region: 1-2082 (693 amino acids)
Biological process (GO): tRNA N1-guanine methylation
Cellular component (GO): cytoplasm
Source: RefSeq, a predicted model, not a curated record
AUGCGUAACGCAGUGGAUAUAAAAACGCUAGCCGAUGUGAAGGAAAAGGUGAAGCACGAAAAGAGGACUCACUGCUUGGUGCUCAACAAGUACAGAGUGAAUGAGCUGCUCAAAAAUAAGGACGCGAAAAUUUGGUUCCUAAACAUCUUUCGGUUCCCUUCUGUGCUGAAGUUCAGGGAGUACCAGGGGUGCCUCGUCGAGACGGGGCCCUACGACGGGGAAGUGCUGCGCUUUAUCCAUUCGUAUGUGGAGAGCCUGGGGGGGGGAGAGGUUAGCGGUCAGGUGAGCGGUCAGGUAAACGACCAGUUGAGCUGCCAAAUGACCAGCCACGCGAACGACUCGCAGGCAGGCACACCUCUGGCAGACGCACCGCUGGCGGACUGCAGGCUAAUCCCGCUCAACGCGCGGUUCAACAGGGCCCUGCACGAGUUGAUGCAGCGCGAGGGGAAGGGCGUCCUGGAGGGGGUGGACAUGCGCCCGGAGGAGGGCGACGAGAGGGACGUUGCUGCGGAGGGCGGUGGUGUGGAGGACGUCGCUCAGCAGGGUGCCGCUCAUCAGGACGCCCCCCCCGCCCUGGAAAAGCUCCUCCGCGUGAUAAAAGCAGAAGGCAUCCAAAUUAGAACCAUUCAGCUGCAGUUCGGCUACGACAACAUGAAUACCUCCCAAGUGCUGAGGAAGGUGUUCCCCUCGGAAAGUGAAGUCAUCCACAAGUACGAAAUGAUAGGGCACAUAGCUCACCUGAAUUUCUGCGAACGGUUUGAAAAUCACAAAAAAGUAAUUGCAGAAAUAAUUUUAGAUAAAAAUAAAAGCAUACGGACAGUCAUCAAUAAGAAGGAUUCUCUAAAAAAUGUCCACAGAACUUUCACCAUAGAGUUAUUGGCAGGAGAAGAAAACUACCUGACCAUGUUAAGGGAAAAUGACAUCAAAGUGAAACUCAAUUAUGAGCUAAUGUAUUGGAAUUCUAAAUUAAAAAAAGAGAGAGACCGCAUAUAUAGCCUUGUUGAAAACAACUCCAUAGUUGUGGACGUCUUUGCUGGGGUUGGUAUCUUCAGUCUACACCUCAGUAAAAAAAACUGCCUUUGUUUUUCCAAUGAUAUUAAUUUGCAUGCGUAUAAUUUUAUGAACGUUAAUAUUAAAUUGAAUAAGAGGAGAAGUAUCCUCACGUACAACUUGGACGCCAGGGCCUUCGUCUGCAUGCUGCUCCGCCUGGGCAUCUUCUCGCGUGACACGUCCACUUUGGCGAUGCAGCUGGGUGAGCAGAAUUGGCGAAACGUCUCCCUCGACUUUGUCAACAGCGCGGGGCGUGACGUUGUGGAUGCGGGAAAGGGGAAGAAGCGGGCGGCAGACUGCAAAGUGGACUGCAAAGAGGACUGCAAAGAGGACUGCAAAGAGGACUGCAAAGAGGACUGCAAAGAGGACUGCAAAGAGGACUGCAAAGAGGACUGCAAAGAGGACUGCAAAGAGGACUGCGAAGUGAAGGACUGCAAAGCGGGUGACUCCCAUCAGAGUAACUCCCAUCAGAGUAACCCACACGAGAGUAACCCCCACGAGAGCGCCCCCAGGGACAAGAAGAAGAAACUCGCGCAUGGUGAUGCAAAUGGCCCAUUAGGGGAACGCCCCCCGGGGGUAGCAGCCACCCACGGGGGGGAGGAGGUCCCCCCAGAGCCAACCAACAACGAAGCGGAGCAGAAAGCAGAAGAUGCGCCCACAAACGAAACGCACCAAGUGGACAUUAACCUCGGCAUCUACGGAGAUGUUCAUGUGCUCAUGAAUUUGCCGCAAACUGCCUUGGACUUUUUGGAUGUCUUUCGGGAACUCCUUCACAUGUACAGCGCCGGUCAGAAGGAUCCCCAGGGAAGAUGCCGGAGGGACCAAAUGAGGAACGUCUUUAUACACUGCUACUUCUUCUCCAAGCCAGAGCUGUUUUACGAGCACGCCGAGAGAAACAUACGCAUGCAGCUGGGGGGUAUUCCCCGGGAGAUGAAGAUCACGGAGAUUAGGAAGGUCUCCCCCAGCAAGCUCAUGUACGUGGUGGAGUUCAACCUGAAGGACGUCUUUUCGCAGGGCGACCAGUUGGGAUAA